AUACCUCCAGGUUACAUCGUUGUCAACAGACUGUUAUAAAACUUGGUCACAGUAUCUGCAGUAUGUGUUGUAACAAAUUUGGUUGACAAACUGAAUCUUAAAUUUUAUAUGGCGUCAUCCGUACCGAUAUGCGAUAUUUGUAUGACAGAUAACAUAACAAAAUCUGCCUCCGUUUGGUGUUCAGAAUGUGAAGAAGCCAUAUGUAAUAAAUGCGAAAGACAACAUGGCCGCAUGGGUUUAUCAAAGAACCAUAAACCAAUACCUAUAAAAGAUUACCAGAAACUGCCAAGUUCUGUUGCUGCAAUCAUACAGAAAUGCAUGCGUCACAAUUUAAAAUUCGACUUCUAUUGUGUAAUUCACAACGAACCAUGUUGUGUGUCUUGUGUUUCAGAGGAACAUGGUAUCUGUCAAAAAUUGAAGCCAUUAUCGGAAGUAGUGGAAGGAGCAAAGUCGUCUGCUGCAUUUGCAGAUUUAGAAGAUAGGGCAAAAGACAUCAGCGCACUUAUUGGCAAUCUGAUAACUGAGAAACAAAAUAAUCGAGCAUCUUUUGGAGUUCAGAAAAAUAAAAUCAUUUCUGAAGUGCAAAAUAUCCGAGCAGCAAUAAAUGAUCAUUUAAUUAAACUAGAAAAAGAUCUUUUGGAUAAGUUGGACAACAUGGAGAAAAAACAGAUCGGAAAUAUUGAUAGUUUUAUUAAAAAGCUCUCAGAAAUGCGCACAAAAGUUGAAAACAUCAGUGGUGAUUUGGAAAAAACUAAGCGACACGCGUCAAAUUUCCAAGCUUUCCUUGGUAUACACGAAUGGAAUAAAAGAAUUGAGAUAGAAGAAAAAGAUUGGAUGUCCUUACAAACCGAUCAGAAAAUGAACCAUUGUGAUAUUUACAUAAAAUGUUCACCGACACUUAUGAAGUUCGAGAAAGACGUCACAGAAUUAGGGAAAAUAGAAGUGAAUUCUUCGUCAUCAAAGAAAACUCUUCUUAAGAAGGAGAAGCAGGGACAGAUUUAUGUUCCUAUUUCUAACACUGUAGAUAACAUUAAAUUGACAAAUAUCCGCUCAUUCUACAUGGCAGAUGGAACAUCCAACAAAACGCUUAUAACAGAAAUUUGUUAUUGUUGA
Molecule: messenger RNA, 1113 nt
Organism: Mytilus californianus (California mussel)
Lineage: Eukaryota; Metazoa; Mollusca; Bivalvia; Mytilida; Mytilidae
Product: E3 ubiquitin-protein ligase TRIM71-like
Exons: 3
Coding region: 109-1113 (334 amino acids)
Molecular function (GO): zinc ion binding
Source: RefSeq, a predicted model, not a curated record